AUGGCUUCCUACGAGAAUAUCACAACUUUUGAUGUGGAUCCUCCGUUGAACAACUCGGUUCAAGAAGAAGAUUUGACUAGCUUAUAUAUCAGCUUUUCUUUUUUGGGGCUUCUUGGUGUUUUUAUAAUUGUGGCAAAUGCAAUGGUUUUCACAUUGUUUGCUAAACGGAGUUAUCUUCGAACGAAAUCAAAUGUCUUUCUAGUGUCGCUGGCUGCCUCGGAUUUUUCAGCAGGAAUCUUGUGUAUUCCUCUCGUAAUAGCCUGCAAUGUAUUCCAUGAGAGUUUUUACGGCUGGAUUAUUUGCCUUGGGAUGGAUUUAUCUCAGAGAUUUCUCGCAAUAUCAACCAUUCUUCACUUGUUAGCUGCAACACUGGAACGAUAUCUCAAGAUCCAUUUACCACUUCGAUAUUUAUCCGUAUUAACUAGCCGUAAAGUGGCUAUAGUCCUCCUCGUUAUAUGGUCUACAGCACUAUUUUCCUCGUUCAUACAACUAACUUGGAUCGAUAUAAAAAGCAGCAAAAUGCCCGGUCAUUCUCACCAAAUUGAUGCAUUUUAUUUAGUUGUAUGUGCAAUUGUUUUUGUGUUUAUCCCCUUUGUAAUAAUGGUUUACGCUUAUCUUCGUAUUUUUUGUGUUAUCUGGGGUGAACGAAGACCAAGCCUACUUUUAGAAACUGUACCUGCACGACGUAUUAAAAGGAAAAAGUCAAGAAACGAAAUAAGAGCGACAUGCAUCUACAUAGCAAUGGCAAUCAUGUUUCUUUUUGCUUGGUCUGGUUAUUUCUUCGUGGGAAUAAUGGACGAUAUUCAACCGGAGAGCGUGAAGAACUUCCCGCAAUGGCUUAAUAUCGUCUUACUGUUUUUGAAGUUUAGCACAGCUCUUGUAAAUCCUUUACUGUAUACUUUCUUUAAAACAGAUUUUCAAAACGCAUUGGGUUCGUUUAAGGAGCAAGCAGCGAACUCGCUUGCGGCUUCCGCGCAAUUUUUCUCCGCUAACACUUUUGAAAAUGAGCGUAAUCACAAUGAGUGUAGCGCACAAAAGAGACCGAGCUCUAGUGAACCAGACCACUUGCUGCAGAAAGCAAAGAACACGCGAUCGUAUUCUUUUCCACAGAGAAAUACAUCGACAAAGGUUUGAAGCCAUUUACUGCUGUGACAAAAAUUAAUGAGAAAUAAAAUUUAAAAUGUGCAUGACAGUUUGAUUUGGUAUCCGGGUAGAUGAAUUAGACUCGGGUUAUUGUUGGUUAAACCCGCUUUCAGGAGCAGCUGAACAUAAAUGACAAACAUCCCUUGUCUGCACUGUCUAAGAACUCGACUAUCUAAGAGAAAAUCGGAUUGCCAGCAGCUAUACUCUAGAUACUACCGAGAUUAUACUACAGCUACUGACUGGACUGAAGUUUUCUUUUUCUCAGCCUUUUUUGUUAUUCUUUUUCAUUGCUGUGACUUUUUGGUUGGCCCGUUUUAAUAAAAGAAAGUUUAAUAUCUAUUGUAAAAUUUAAUAACACAUUGUGUCGCGUUGCCGUAUCAUUGCUUGCUGUAAUUAAACCUACAAAUAUUGUUGUGAGUCAUAUUUGGUUUAUUUUGCAUUACCCAAUAAUCUUAUCAAUUCAAUAAUUAAAGGUUUCUCUUCCAAAUCACGGGCUAUUUUCAAUAUCGUAAAGUUGUGUGUUUCGUUUCCUUUUUUGCUUCUGUCUUCAUGCGAACCUUGAAAUUUGAAUUCAUUCCCAUUACGUGUAGUUUUCGCAAAUUAGUGGUAAAGAAACAUUGUGCUUCCUUUAGUUAAUUCGAAGGUCUUUCUUUGGGAUUGAUUUCCGCAGCUGCUCGGUUUAAUGAAAAAAGAAAAGGGAAGAAAAAUAUAACAGUCAGAUGAUGAGGCUGACAGCGGGAUAGUUCGAUUUGUAAUUUAAAACAGAGGAGUUCCAGCAUGAAGUGAGGUUUCUUUAUCAUUGAUUUGCAGCUGAGGACACAUUUUUGUUAUGAAACGUAAAAGUGGCCCGAGUUUGGACCAAUCCUAUUUAUGAUCUUAAAAUCUCUCAGCUCAGCGAUUAUGAGUUCCAAAAGGAAUAAAUAAAUACGGGUAAAGCUACACUACAAUGGGUAACAAAAAACGUGCAACUUGUUUGGCAACAUAGCUGCAAAACGAGUUGAAUAGCGAUGUUGCGCGUUUUACUACCCACGUUCGAACCUGCGGUCGGGGAUCCAGGGGAGGGGCCCGGGUGGCCCGCCCCCCCUUAUUUUUAGACGAAAAUGAGGCCCGAAGGCCCCCCCCCUCUUAUCUCAGGGUCUAGCUGACCGCACCCACCCCCCCCCCCUUAUCUGAGGGUCUGGAUCCGCCAAUGACCUGUAAGGUGGCAAGAUUUUUUCGUGAGUGAUAAACCACGCAACAUCGCUAUUCAGCUCGUUAUACAGCAAUGUUGCGAAAGAAGUUGCAGGUUUUUUGUUACCUGUUUUACCGAACCUUAAAUAAAAAUAGCGCAAGUAAGAUUAAGAUCUCGUCACCUGAGCUCCAGUAGGUAAUCAAGGUGGGAUGUCAGUUCAAAGUUAGCUGAUAUGAAGUCCAGCUGGUUUCAGCAUAUUUUUAUUUUGUUUUCAUUUAUCACAUUAUAUUUUAUUUUUUUUUGAACGGGAUUAAUGCAUGCGACAUCGGUGAAACGAGCAUCAUAAUUAUUUCUUUGUGCUUUUGAGAACUUUCCCCCUCCCCCUCCCCCUCCUCAUAUCUCUCUCCAAAUUCGACAGUUCCAGAUAGAUAUUACCUUGGACAUCAACAAUAAUCAUUAUAAUCAUCUUAAAAGCGAUGAAGAUGAUGAAGAUGAUGAUGAUGAUGAUGAUGAUGACGACUCUGAUGAUGAUGAUGGUAGAAGAGUCAAGAAAGUUAUGAGGUCAAAACUCAGAGGCGGAGACAUGGUGAGAACAUACUAGAAACAUAAUAAGCUGUGCCGCUGUUGCGUGCAAUACAGUGGUGGUGUGGUAAAAUAGACUGAACUUAACUUAGGCUUCAUGGAAUGAGAGUUCAGAAAAUGGAGUCGAGGGUUUAUCACUGUGGUGGAUUGUCUCUGUUUGGAGAAACUUAGCCCUGACAACUUCCUUAGUCAAAGUAAAGAAAAACUGCCAAAGAUUGCAUGAAACAAGUUUAACACAGAGGAGCUGUUUUCAAAUUAGAAAAUUGGAGAAACCGAAACAGAAAGAGUUCUUGGCUUCUUGAAAAUGCCUUGGAAAUCUUCAAAUCAGUUGCCAUAAGACAUCUAUGA
Messenger RNA from Porites evermanni, 3244 nucleotides. Lineage: Eukaryota; Metazoa; Cnidaria; Anthozoa; Scleractinia; Poritidae. The record is from the annotation of a GenBank genome assembly.